GGCUACAGUGAUGUGUCUAUUACAUGCUCAAUGAUUUCACUGUGGGCAGGUCUAGGUCAUGAGGUACGGCGGGAAGGUAGAGCUGACAAGGCAUACGUUUAAAGGUUUAUCUCGGAAGUGUAUUUCAUACAACAUGGGUGCGAAAAAUAAGUCCUUGAGGAAUUUAUUUUUGCUCAGGACCUCCUGAGAGACCGUCUGGAUUGUGUGCGUGUGUGUCUAUGUGUGUAUGUCUGUGCAUUCUCAUUAUGCCACUGUGAGUGUCAGGUCUAUAAUGUUCCUCAAACGUUUUAGCUAUGUAAUAACAAUGUUGUGCAUCAGGCUUAUUGGCAUCUGUCUUUCAUCUUGGAUGUAUUUGACAAACAUGCUGUAAUUCUACUCUCAUGCUGGGAAACUUGACUUCACACCCCACACACACCCCAUCUAAACACAAGCGCUGAUUCAACGCACAAGCAGACAGAACAGCACGACAGAUGGUCUCAAUAGGUCUUGAGAAACUCCAGCGACCAACUGACCGAACAGCUCUCCUGACUUGAAGCAUUGUCACAAAAUGUCUCCUGUGGGACCCCUCCUCGCCCUGCUGGUCCUUCUCUGCUCCCUGGACCCCAGCCUGGGGUGUUACUGUGACCACUACCCAUGGAGCCAGUGGAGUGCCUGCUCCAAAACCUGCAACUACGGCACGCAGAGUCGCCGCAGGAGUGUCACAUAUGACCAGCAUUACUGGGAGAACGCGUGUGCGCAGCUCUGUCAAUGGGUUGAGAGCAGGGCCUGUAACGUGGAGGCGUGUCCUGUUCACUGUCAGCUGACUGAGUACGGAGCCUGGUCCCCAUGUUCCCCCUGCGCCAAGAAACAGUUUCGGACGCGGUCCCUGGUGAAUCCAGCCCAGUUUGGGGGGGUGGACUGCAGCGAGACACUGAUGGAAGAUCGGGCGUGUCACCCCAGCUCUGAGUGUCAGAUAGAGCGUGUCCAGUGCAAGGACCGCUUCCAGUGUGACAACGGUCGCUGUAUCAGCCCCAAACUGAAGUGUAACUCACAGAAUGACUGUGGGGAUAAUUCAGAUGAGAGACACUGUCCCAGAGUCAAGAAAGUGUGCAACCGGGUCUAUGAGAUCAUCCCGGGUGCUGACCUCAUGGCGAACGGGUUUGAUGCCGUGGGGGAGAAGAUGCGUGCUGCAGUUCUGGACAACUCUUUCAUGGGCGAGGAGUGCAUCACAAACCGCAGUCGGGAGGACAGGAAGUCAUACCGUAUCCCGGAAAAUGUUGAAAGUGUGGAACUGCAGGUGGAGAUGCUGGAGGACUUCAAAGCCCAGGAUACCACUGUGCAGAGUCAGUCGGUGGAGCUGGCCUCAGAUGGAUCCAGUACCUUCUCCAGAUCAGGUGGCGGGUUUAUCUUUGUCCCCAUCUUCUACGUUUCAAUCAACUAUCAUCAGUCCCAAGGCUCCAGCUCCUUCCGCUCCUCAGUCAAGGCCUCACAGAAGAAGGAUUCCAAAUUCUUCCGCGUUCACCAGGUAGCAGCCGUGUCAACGUUCCGGACGAAGCAGUCGGACCUUUCCCUGUCCCUUCCCUUCAUGAGCUUCCUGCACAGCCUGCCUCUGGAUUACAGCUACGCCAUGUACAGGCAGGUCUUCAAAGCUUUCGGGACACACUACUUUGGCUCCGGCACCCUCGGAGGGAUCUAUGACCUACUCUACCAGUAUGACCGAGAGGAAAUGAAGAAUUCAGGUGUCACAGAAGAGCAGGCCAACGGCUGCAUUCAGUCAGGAUCUGCACGUUCAAUCUUUAUUUUCUUUUCAUCAUCAAGGAAGGUUCGAUCGUGCCAUGAAAAUAAAAUGUCUGAAAAACAUGAAGGGUCCUUCCUGAAAGCGUCAGAGAAGUCUAUCUCCAUGGUGAAGGGUGGCAGGGCUGAGUAUGCUGCUGCAUUGGCCUGGGAAAGGCAGGGAGCAGACACCAGCAGCACUGCCUAUAGAGACUGGCUGGAGUCAACCAAAGACCACCCAGCCAUAGUGGAGUAUGAGCUUUUGCCCAUCCUGAACCUGGUCAGAGGGAUCCCCUGUGCGGUCACUAAGAGGAGACACCUGGAGAGGGCGCUGUUGGAGUACCUGGAAGAGGUUGACUCCUGCAAGUGUGCACCCUGUCCCAACAACGGCCGACCGGUUCUAUCCGGGACGGAGUGUCUGUGUGUCUGUCAGACUGGCACCUACGGGUCCAACUGUGAGAAACGUGCCCCGGACUACACUUCUGAGGCAGUAGAUGGGCGCUGGAGUUGCUGGGGAGCUUGGAGUGUGUGUGACUCCUCCAUGAGGAGGCACCGGGUUCGACAGUGCAACAACCCUGCCCCUCUGCGUGGGGGGAAGGCGUGUCCCGGGAGCGACCGGCAGGAGGAGGGGUGCCACGUCUCCAUCUUCCAAAAGCAGGACGUCUGUAUCAGUGAUGAUGAGUUUGAGGCAGAGGAUCGGGAUAAAGUGGAGCCUGGCCCUCCAGGAUGCCCCAGACCCCAGCCACCUGCAAACAGCUACCUGAGGCGGGAUAAGAAGCGCUAUGACUUCGGGGAGCAGGAGGAGAUGCUGUGUUUCACUGGGUUCGAGCUGCAGGGGUUCCAGUACCUGCGCUGUCUGCCGACGGGGAAAUGGAGCGAUCCGCAGGGAACGUGUCUCAAGAGGGUGUGUGUGAAGCCGUCUCUCCCUGAUGGCAUGACCCCGCAGCCCCAGAAGGAGGAGUAUUACAUUGGGGACGGGCUGGUGCUCACCUGCGGGUCUGGCCUCGUGCCCUCGGGGCCCCAGUACUACACCUGCGGGGCCAGCCUUACAUGGGAACCUCUCGUCCCUGAGGACAUGCACUGCAAGAGCGACGUUAAAGCCUGCCACCAUCUCAACACACUCUUCAGGUGCCCCUCUCCACGGCGCCUUAAGGGAUCUACAAAGGACAUCCAGCCAAUAGCUGAGUUGCUCCAGUUCGUCCCUGAUACAAGCUGCAAGAGGGGGGAGAAGAGAGCCGGCUCUGAGUGUGUGUGUUUUUCACCAGAGGAGUGCCGUUUGUACAGAGCGGACCUCUGCGUGCUGGACGCAGGGACUGGCGGCGUCGAGAUGAAGUCGGCCUGUGCCUUCCAUGGUGGGCAGUGCCGGGGAGACCCCCUGUUUUUCCUGAGCGAGGGGGCAUGCGCUCCGGAUCAGGAUAAGCUGGAGUGGGCCCGAUUCAGAGCCACUGUGGCUAACCGCAGCGAAGUUCAGGAGCCCUGCGGCCCUGACACCUGCUAUGAGUGGGAGACCUGCCAUGACUCAAAGCACUGCGAGUGCAAGCUACCGCGUGACUGCUCCAAGGAUGGGCAGCAGACCUUCUGUCUGGAGAUACAGAAGACCAAGAGCAGGAGGAGCAUGACCCUCUGCUUCAUGGCAGCCAUGAAAUGUGCCAGGAUUGAGUUUGACAUUGUCCACAAUGGGCCUUGUUAGAUGCCUGCUUCGAGUUUGGCAUCGACAGAAAUCAUCAGCAUAUGUCCAGAUUAACACUCUUACCAUUCCAAAGACUGUGGUUAACCAUAUCAUUAACUAAUAAACCAACAUUGUGCAUGAAGGUAAUUUUGAUAACACAUCAGACAUUGUAAAAACGGAAAAACGGUUGUAUGCUGAAUUUUGCUUAAUGAGUUUUAUUUUGCUAAAUAAAUACCCUUAAACGUCA
Messenger RNA from Conger conger (European conger), 3668 nucleotides. It is a transcript of the gene c6.2, whose product is annotated as complement component 6. The coding region runs from base 548 to 3442 and encodes 964 amino acids. The transcript has 19 exons. The record is from RefSeq and is a predicted model, not a curated record. Gene Ontology annotation, molecular function: protein binding. NCBI's taxonomy places the organism in Eukaryota, Metazoa, Chordata, Actinopteri, Anguilliformes, Congridae. Gene Ontology annotation, cellular component: membrane attack complex. Gene Ontology annotation, biological process: immune response.